UGAAUAGUUUAUUAAGAUUUUUAGUUGAUGCCAGGGAAUUGAAUGAGGAAGAUUAGUUUUAUUAAAGAAAAAUGACCAGCAACGAAGUAUACAUUGUAGCCGCAGCCAGAACACCAAUCGGUAGUUUCAAUGGUUCGUUGUCAAAAUUAAAAGCUUCGGAUUUGGGAGCAAUUGUAAUAAAGGAUUUAUUGAAAAGAUCGAGUGUUGAGGCUAAAGAUGUGGAAGAAGUUAUUAUGGGACAGGCUCUUACUGCUGGACAAGGACAAAAUCCCGCCAGACAAGCUUCCUUAGCAGCUGGUUUACCCAUAGAAGUGCCAGCCUAUAACCUAAAUAUGUUAUGCGGUUCCGGUUUAAAAACGGUGGCAUUAGGUUACCAAUCCAUACGUUGUGGAGAUUCGAAUAUUGUUGUAUGCGGAGGCCAAGAAAAUAUGAGUUUAGCUCCUCACGUCAUGCAUUUGCGUCAGGGCAUCAAAAUGGGUCCCGGCACUAUGGUAGAUACCAUGAUACACGACGGCCUUACCGAUGCUAUACACAACAUACAUAUGGGCAUCACAGCUGAAAAUUUAGCCAAGGAAUUUAAUAUAACUAGAGAAGAACAAGAUAUUUCAGCAGUACAUUCACAAAAUCUAGCUGAAGAGGCUCAGAAAAAUGGAUAUUUUGCUAAAGAAAUAACUCCCGUAGAAAUUGUAGAUCGCAAGGGUACCACAGUAAUCGAUAAAGAUGAAUAUAUUAAAUGUGGCACUAAAAUGGAAAGUUUACAAAAAUUGAAACCCUGUUUUGUACCACAAAAUGGCACUGUGACAGCCGGUAAUGCCUCGGGUAUUAAUGAUUCUGCUGCUGCAGUAUUACUAAUGUCUCAGCAAGAAGCAGAGAAACGCCAUAUCAAGCCAUUGGCUAAAAUUGUGGCCUGGUCUCAGACAGGCAUUAAGCCGGAAGUUAUGGGACUUGGUCCGGUAACAGCCGUUAAAAGUGUGCUCGCCAAAGCAAAUUGGUCUAAGGAUGAGGUGGAUUUAUACGAAUUGAAUGAAGCAUUUGCCGCCCAAUCUUUGGCCGUCCUUAAAAACUUGGAAUUAGAUGCUUCCAAAGUUAAUAUUAAUGGUGGUGCUAUUGCAUUGGGUCAUCCGAUUGGAGCCUCAGGUUGUCGUGUUUUAGUUACUUUAUUAUAUGCUUUAGAGCGUACUGGUGGCCGUAAAGGUGUUGCUAGCUUGUGUAUUGGAGGCGGCAUGGGUAUUGCCAUGGCUGUCGAACGUCUUUAAUAUUUUUGUAUUUACAAACAUACAUUCUUAAGUAAUAUAUGUAUAAUGUUUCCUCUUCUGUCUAUUUAUUGAAAAAAGUGCUUUAAAUAUUUAUCAACGACAAUAAAAAAAUGUUCUUGAACAAUUUUCAUAA
Calliphora vicina (urban bluebottle blowfly) is the source of this 1389-nucleotide messenger RNA. It is a transcript of the gene Acat2, whose product is annotated as Acetyl-CoA acetyltransferase 2. NCBI's taxonomy places the organism in Eukaryota, Metazoa, Arthropoda, Insecta, Diptera, Calliphoridae. Gene Ontology annotation, biological process: fatty acid beta-oxidation. Gene Ontology annotation, cellular component: mitochondrion. The record is from RefSeq and is a predicted model, not a curated record. Gene Ontology annotation, molecular function: acetyl-CoA C-acetyltransferase activity. The transcript is spliced from 5 exons. The coding region runs from base 72 to 1256 and encodes 394 amino acids.